Marmota flaviventris (yellow-bellied marmot) is the source of this 820-nucleotide messenger RNA. It is a transcript of the gene Pgf, whose product is annotated as placental growth factor. Gene Ontology annotation, biological process: vascular endothelial growth factor signaling pathway; induction of positive chemotaxis; vascular endothelial growth factor receptor signaling pathway. Gene Ontology annotation, cellular component: membrane. Lineage: Eukaryota; Metazoa; Chordata; Mammalia; Rodentia; Sciuridae. The record is from RefSeq and is a predicted model, not a curated record. Gene Ontology annotation, molecular function: growth factor activity; chemoattractant activity; vascular endothelial growth factor receptor binding.
AUGCUAGCCCUGAGGCUGCUCACUUGCUUCCUGCAGCUCCUGGCUGGGCUGGCGCUGCCUGCUGUGCACCCCCAGCAGCGGGCCCUGUCUGCUGAGACCAGCUCAUCAGAGGUGGAAGUGAUACCCUUCCAUGAGGUGUGGGGCCGCAGCUACUGCCGGGCCCUGGAGAAGCUGGUGGACAUUGUGACCGAGUACCCUAGUGAGAUGGAGUACAUACUGAGCCCGUCCUGUGUCUCCCUGAAGCGCUGCACUGGCUGCUGUGGUGACGAGGACCUGCACUGUCUGCCCGUGGAGACAACCAACGUCACCAUGCAGAUCCUGAAGAUCCCCCCGGAGGGUCCACCCUCCUAUGUGGAGCUGAAAUUCUCUCAGCACGUGAGCUGCGAGUGCAGACCUCUGCGGGAGAAGAUGAAGCCAGAAAGGUGCAGUGACACUGUUCCUCAGACGUAACCACCCCUCGGAGGAGCGAGACCCCGCCCCCAGCUCGUGUAUUUAUUACUGUCACACUCCUGGUGACCUCCCUGCUGGUACCUGUCCUCUAUUUAUUAGCCAACUGCAUCCCUGUUGAAUGAAUCCCUCCCUCCAGGACAAGAGGAAUGGAGGGAAAGGACCCUCAGGAAUUCAGUGCCUUAAACAGAACGUGAGAGAAAGAAGGAAGCCAGACACGGACCUGUGGGAGCUUCGGCUUGGGAAGAAGCGAGACAUGUGGCCUUGCAAGGGGCAGGCCAGGCCCCAGAGGGGACCCAGAGUCUGUUCCUGGGCCCAGCGCUCUGCACAGGGAGCCCAGCUCCUGGCCCAGGCAGGGGUACAGGCGCGUGCU